AUGCAACUCGUUCAACUCGUCAUCCCCAGCGAGUCCGCUCAAAUCGCCGUCUCUUACCUCGGUGACCUCGGCCUUGUUCAGUUCAAAGACGUAGCUUUGCUGAGUUUGAUUUUGAACAUCUUUGCUAAUGUGUGCCUUGGAGGGAUCACAAGUAGUUUUGUAAGGAAAUUCGAUGAGAGCGAGGAUAUGCCUCUCGACAGCGAUGUCUUCCGUGAGCCUCCUGGCUACAAUGCGCCGCAACAGGUUCACAUAAUACAAGGAGACCAUGUCGGAAAAGCCGUGAUCGUGUCAUGGGUUACGAUGGCCGAACCGGGUUCUGACACCGUCUUAUAUUGGAGCGAGUCGGACCCUAGGUGCAAGCUUAAGGCUAAGGGUACCUACACCAAAUACAAAUUCUACACCUACACAUCUGGCUACAUCCAUCACUGCACAAUCGAGAACUUGCAGUUCGAUACUAAAUACUACUACCUGGUGGGCUAUCGCCAAGCACCCAGGAUUUUCUGGUUCAGAACUCCCCCUGAAGUUGGUCCUGAUGUUCCAUAUACAUUUGGUCUCAUAGGGGAUUUGGGCCAGACUUAUGACUCAAACUCAACUCUAACGCAUUACGAGUCAAAUCCAAUCAAAGGGGAGACGGUUUUGUUUGUGGGUGACCUGUCGUAUGCGGAUAAGUAUCCAAAUCACGACAACAAUAGAUGGGAUACUUGGGGAAGAUUUGUUGAGAGAAGUAAUGCGUAUCAGCCUUGGAUUUGGAUUGCUGGCAAUCACGAAAUCGAUUUUGCCCCUGAAAUAGGUGAGCCGGAACCAUUUAAGCCUUACACUAGCCGAUAUCCCGUUCCCUAUAAAGCAUCAAACAGUACGUCACCCCUUUGGUACUCAAUCAAGAGGGCUUCGGCAUAUAUCAUUGUUCUAUCUUCAUACUCGGCUUUUGGCACGUACACUCCACAGUACUUCUGGUUAGAAGCCGAGUUCAGAAAGGUGAAUCGAGAAGAGACACCAUGGCUGAUUGUUCUUGUCCACUCGCCAUUUUAUAACAGCUACAAAGAUCAUUACAUGGAAGGUGAGACCAUGAGAGUGCUGUUUGAACCAUGGUUCGUCAAGUACAAAGUCGACGUAGUCUUGGCUGGCCAUGUCCAUGCCUACGAACGAUCUGAGCGCAUAUCAAAUUCUGCAUACAACAUCACAAACGGAAAGUGCACUCCAUUGUAUGACCAAUCUGCCCCUGUGCACAUAACCAUCGGCGAUGGUGGAAACAUUGAGGGCCUGUCCACCGUCAUGACAGAACCACAGCCCGCAUAUUCGGCCUUUCGUGAGGCAAGCUUCGGGCACGCUACUUUAGAAAUAAAAAAUAGAAGCCACGCAUUUUACAGCUGGCACCGUAAUGAAGAUGGGUACGCCGUGAAAGCCGAUUCCAAGUGGUUUUACAAUCGCUAUUGGAAUCCCAUGGACGAGACCGUAGCUAGCGCAUGA
Messenger RNA from Striga hermonthica, 1467 nucleotides. NCBI's taxonomy places the organism in Eukaryota, Viridiplantae, Streptophyta, Magnoliopsida, Lamiales, Orobanchaceae. The record is from the annotation of a GenBank genome assembly.